GGUUUACCAAUCAAGUUGUCCAUACGUUUGGUUUUAAUAUGAUUUUUCAACGAAGCUUCUUAGAUACCCGAUAAGAAUAUCUCUCAUUCCAAGGCUGUCCAGCAUAAUAGAGUCAAACCCAUUUCCUUUGAAGAACAUUAAUGUUUAUGUGAUAAGCAAUGUUUGUUUUUGUAUAUGGUACUCUUAGAAACGCCUACAAGGAAUACAGACAUUUAUUGGAUUUUCAAGUUCCCGACGUUCUUGACAAAUAUGCCGUUUAUAGAGGUCUUGCGAAACUAUCAGGCUACCAAAUGUGGAGUUUGGGUAGUUAUCCAGGCAUAUUUCCAGUAGCCCCAAAGGAAGAAGGAGAAAGAUUCACGGUAACAGGAGAGUUAUUUUCUUUUGAAGCGAACGUUGCUGACUUUCUGUUGGCCACCUUGGAUGACUACGAAGGUUGUCAUCCUUUAAAUGCUUUACCACAUGAGUAUGAACGUGCUACAGAAAUUGUUUUCGCAGUUGAGGAACAAGAUUAUGUCACGUCUUGGAUCUACAGACUCACAACCCGACCUUCUUCCACUUAUCCUGUCAUCUCGAGCGGAGACUAUUCGACUUUUUUGGUAACUAAAUAUCAGUGAAGUGAGCUCAAGGCUCAAGUGUAGCAGCUGUUCAUUUUCCUAAUGCUUUGUACAUUUUGAAGCAUUUGAACGAUAGAUACACAUCAGUCCUAGUCAGGGAAGAAAUGGACCAAGAGGCCUAAUGAAUAUCUGAAUCUUGCGAACUCGAAGAAGACGAUUUAUUCACUUUUUGAUGAAGUACGUAUUCGAAAAUCUUCGACUAGGAAAUACAGAAAUAAUAAAGAUUAUUGGGGUGUCAAAGGGUUUCAUUUGGAAAACUAAAUUUUUAGUAUAAUUUGAUAGACGGUGCAAAUGUUGAAUUUUGGAAUCUUUAUGACUCGGCAAUCGUAAAAUUUAGGAUAGACUUUGGACGACACGAUUAUGAACAGAACUGUUUGAUUUUGGAGAAGUUAGUUAUGGGUAGCGUAGUAAUAGUUGCAGAAUAAGUAAAGUACUGAAAAAUAUUGUGUAUUUUUAGAGCUAUUAUUGCUCAUCGUAUAUCUUGGCAAUAGCUUAUGCAAUAUUACUGAAAGAUAGUUUGCAGAUAAGAUAGACUGGAUUUGAAAGGCAGUUGACUCUUUAGGCUUUGGAAGGACAACGUGUGAAAGAAAGGAAAAUGGCACUAUCGGAAAAUAAAACUCGUGAGAAUACA
Galdieria sulphuraria is the source of this 1245-nucleotide messenger RNA. Its product is annotated as AIG2 family protein. The coding region runs from base 159 to 614 and encodes 151 amino acids. The record is from RefSeq and is a predicted model, not a curated record. Lineage: Eukaryota; Rhodophyta; Bangiophyceae; Galdieriales; Galdieriaceae. The transcript has 2 exons.